AUGUCCAUUUUACCCAAUUUAACACAGACAUUGGAAGAUGCUUUCAAAAAGAUCUUUGUUACUUACAUGGACAACUGGCGCAGCAACACAACAGCAGAACAAGCAGCUCUCCAGGCCAAAGUCAAUGCUGAGAAUUUCUACUAUGUCAUCUUGUACAUCAUGGUGAUGAUUGGCAUGUUCUCUUUCAUUAUUGUGGCCAUCCUGGUAAGCACAGUGAAAUCCAAGAGACAGGAGCACUCCAAUGACCCAUAUCAUCAGUACAUUGUGGACGACUGGCAUGAAAAGUACAAAAGUCAAAUUCUGAGUCUAGAAGAUGCCAAGGCUACCAUUCAUGAAAAUGUUGAUGCACUGACAUAUAAAAUGUCCCCUUGA
Molecule: messenger RNA, 372 nt
Organism: Dromiciops gliroides (monito del monte)
Lineage: Eukaryota; Metazoa; Chordata; Mammalia; Microbiotheria; Microbiotheriidae
Gene: KCNE2
Product: potassium voltage-gated channel subfamily E regulatory subunit 2
Exons: 1
Coding region: 1-372 (123 amino acids)
Biological process (GO): negative regulation of delayed rectifier potassium channel activity; ventricular cardiac muscle cell action potential; potassium ion export across plasma membrane
Cellular component (GO): membrane
Molecular function (GO): potassium channel regulator activity; transmembrane transporter binding; voltage-gated potassium channel activity involved in ventricular cardiac muscle cell action potential repolarization
Source: RefSeq, a predicted model, not a curated record